AUGGCGGAGCUCGACAAGCUCGCCAUCCGCGGCGUGCGGUCGUUUGAUCCCAAGUCGAUCAAUAUCAUCCAGUUCUUUAAGCCGCUGACGGUGAUUGUGGGGCACAAUGGCAGCGGCAAGACGACCAUCGUCGAGUGCCUCAAGUACGCGGCGACGGGCGACCUGCCGCCGAACACGAAAGGCGGCGCGUUUGUGUACGACCCCAUGCUCGCGGGCACCGACACGGUCAAGGCGCAGAUCCGACUCCGCUUCCGCAACACACACGGCGUGCGCAUGAGCUGCGUGCGCAACCUGCAGGUGUCCAAGAAGCGGGGCGGCGGCCUGACGAUGAAGACGCUCGAGGGCGUGCUUGGCGUCGACGACGCUGAGGCAGAGAGUGCGCACGCGACCAUCUCGACGCGCUGCGCGGAGCUCGACCAGGAGAUGUCGCUGCUCCUCGGCGUGUCGCCCGCCAUCAUCGAGAGCGUGUUGUUCUGCCACCAGGAAGAGUCGAACUGGCCGCUGUCGGAGCCGGCUGCGCUCAAGAAGCGCUUCGACGAUAUCUUUGAGGUGACGCGCUAUACCAAGGCCCUCGACUCGCUCAAGGCGCUCCGGAAGCAGCGCCUGCAGGACGCACGCGUCGACGACGCCGAGCUGCGUACGCUCCAGCAGGAGAAGGAGCGUGCAGACGCAACGCAGCGCACGAUCCACACGCUCGCUGCGACGCUCGCCGAAAAGGUCGCGGAGCUCGACGCGCUCGACGCACACGUCGCGAAAAAGACCGCAGAGAACAAGGCGCUGUACGACGCCGCGCUCGAAUUCCGCGACGUGAUCGGCCAGGCCGAGGCACUCGAGGAGCGCCUCGCGCUCUACGCCGAAAACCGCGACGCGCUCGCAGCGAGCACGACCCUCCUCGACGCGUCCGAAAGCGCCCUCGAGACGCAGCUCGGCACGCUCCCUGCCCAGCUCGAGGAAAAGCGCGAAAAACUCGACGAGAUGUACGCGACACUUGCGGCAGAAAAGGAGGAGCGCGCAGCGGCGGCCGCCGAGCACGAGCGCCUCCUACAGCAACACGGCGAGCAGCUCGCGGCACGCCGCGCGCUCGAACGGACGCUUGGCGCUGCGCGCGAGGACCUUGUGGCAACCGCCGCACGGUACGGCUUCGACGCAGAGGCACAGGAUACCCUGGACGAUGUAUAUACCCUAUGCGACGCGGUGCAGACGCAGCUCGCCGCGCACGUCCGCGCGGCAGACGCCGAAGACGCACGCCGCGACCGCGAGGCGCACGAGCGCGACACGGAGCUCGAACAGGCGUGGCAGCAGCAGCGCAGCGCGCUGCGUGACCUCCAGGCACAGUACGCACAGCAGACACAGACGCUCGACCGCCUCCAGGAGCGCAUCGCGGCGUGCGACCGCGAGAUGGAAGGCGGCGCGCCCGUCGUGCACUCGGACCGCCUCGCGGCGCUGCGGGAAAAGCAGGCGGCGCUCACGAGCGAGCGCACCGAAAGCAGCGCAGACACGCGGCGCGCACAGCUCGCCGACGAGAUCCACGCGCUCGAGCGCCGCCGCGACGCCCUCUCGAAAAGCGCCAUGGCGUCGAAUCAGACGGUCGAGCAGCGCGCGCUCCUCGCGCAGAACGAGCAGAUGCUCCAAAAGGACACGGCGGCCCUCGACGAGCUACUCGGCACGCUCGCCCCGGACGCCGAGCGGCUGCUCGAGGCGCUGCCCCCGGCGGCGCUCGCCGCGCGCGCAGCGUCGGCAGUCGCCGAGCACGAAACCACGGCUGCCAAGGCGGCCGCGGCCGCGUCCGAGCGCCAGCGCGUGCACGACCGCCUCGCCGCCUCGCUCGAGAUGCACGCGGCGCACGUCGCCGACGCGCAGCAGGCGUGCACUGCCCUCGAACAAGCACAGACGCCGGACCUCGACGAGGAGCUCAAGACGGCGCGCGAAGAGGUGCAGAUCCUGCAAGACUCGCUCGCGGUGCUUGAGCACGCCGCCGAGUUCUUUGAGCGGAUCCUUACGCAGGGCCGCGAGAAGCACGUGUGUAUCGGCUGCAACCGCGGCAUUCCGGACGCCAUUAUGCCUGCGUUUGAGCAGCAUGUGCAGGCGUCGAUGCAGCGCAGCACGCCGGCGCGGAUCGACGGCCUGCGCACGGACCUCCAGGCGUGGACCGAGCAGCUUGCCCAGCUCCAAGCCGCGGACGAGCAGCGCACCGAGCUCGCGACGCGCCGCGCGGCACUCGCGGCCGCCGAGGAGAAGCAGGCGCGCACCACCCGUGAGCUCGCCGAGGCCGCGUCGGCCAUGCACGAGGCGGCGCGCUCGGCAGCGGAUGCGCGUGCGCACCUCGAUGCGCUGCAGUCCCUCGCCACGCGCGCCGCACGCGCUCGCGACCUGCAAGACGCGCGCGACCGCCUCCAGGCGACUGUCGACGCGGCGCGCGCCGACUUGCAGGUCAGCGGCGCGGUGCCGAGCAGUGCCGACCUGCGCACGGAGCUCGAGUCGCUCUCGGAGCAGCUCAAGGCCGCCGCGUCCGAGCACGAGAGCCUCGUGCGCAGCCGCGACGCAGCACGCGACGUGCUUGCCAAUGUCGAGCGCGAGCUGCACGCGCUCGAGAUCGCGCACGCCGAGGCGCAGCAGCACGACGCCCAGCGCGAGGCGGCGCGCCGGCGGCGGCUCGAGCACCUCUCGGACCGCGACGAGGCGGACAAGGCGCUCCAGGCGCUCGACCGUGCGAUUGACGAGGCCGCGGCACCGAUUGCCGACGCACGCAAAGCCCUCGACGCGUUCCGUGCGGAGCGGCAGGCGGAGAGUGUGCAUGCACGCGAGGCGGCGCAACAGCGGCACCACGACGCAGCGCGCCUCGCCGAUGUGCACCAGCGCCUCGAGGCGGCGGCGGCUGAUGCGCCGCGCGGUGCGUCGGUAAAAGGUGCGCUUGCCGACGCCGCCGCGCGACGCGACCGCCACGCGGGCGCCGCCGAGCACUGCGAGCGGCAGGUGCAGUCGCUCGACCGCGACCUGCGCGACGCCCAGGCGACCGAGACGCGUCUGCGCGACAACCUGCGCUACCGACGCGUCCUGGCCGACAUGGCUGGUGUCGAGCGGCAGCUGCGGUCGCUGGACCUCGACGAGGCGCAUGCCAAGCACGCCGAGUUUACCGCGCAGUACGAUGCGGCGCGGCGCGAGGAGAACGAGCUGAGCGGUGCGGCGGCGCACCUGCGUGGCGAGCUGCGCGGCAUCGAGGCCGAGAAAGCGCGGCGCGAGCACGAGCUCGCCGACUAUGCGGACGUGCAUGCGCGCUACGUCAAGCAGCUUGUGCACAUCAAGGUCGCUGCGAUGGCCAACCACGAUUUGGAGACGUACAGCGGCGCGCUGCACCAGGCCAUCCUGCAGUUCCACGCGAUCAAGAUGGAGGAGGUGAACCAGACGAUCGACUACCUGUGGAAGAAGACCUACCAAGGCACGGACAUUGACACGAUCCUUGUCCGCUCCGAUACCGACGGCAAGGUCAACGCGAGUGGCCUGCGUUCGUACCAGUACCGCGUGUGCAUGGUCAAGGACAACGUCGAGCUCGAGAUGCGCGGCCGGUGCAGUGCCGGGCAAAAAGUGCUGGCGUGCAUCCUGGUGCGUCUUGCGCUCGCCGACUCCUUUGGCGCAAACUGCGGCUUUCUUGCGCUGGACGAGCCCACGACCAACUUGGACCGCGAGAAUGUCGAGGCGCUCGCCGCGUCGCUGGUCGACCUGAUCGCCGAGCGGCAGCACCAGCGCAACUUUCAGCUGGUGGUCAUUACCCACGACGAAGACUUUCUCUCACGCCUCUCCCAUACUGGCGCGUGA
This is a messenger RNA of Malassezia japonica, 3813 nucleotides long. It is a transcript of the gene RAD50, whose product is annotated as DNA repair protein rad50. Gene Ontology annotation, biological process: chromosome organization involved in meiotic cell cycle; telomere maintenance via telomerase; telomere maintenance via recombination. The transcript is spliced from 6 exons. Gene Ontology annotation, molecular function: double-stranded telomeric DNA binding; ATP hydrolysis activity; single-stranded telomeric DNA binding. The record is from RefSeq and is a predicted model, not a curated record. Gene Ontology annotation, cellular component: nucleus; Mre11 complex; condensed nuclear chromosome. NCBI's taxonomy places the organism in Eukaryota, Fungi, Basidiomycota, Malasseziomycetes, Malasseziales, Malasseziaceae. Bases 1 to 3813 code for a protein of 1270 amino acids.